AUGAAUCGGUUAAAGGCAAUUGGUGCUAACCUCAGAUUUCUCGACUCGCCACUCGCCAUCAGAGUCAUUGCAACUCGGUCGCUGGAACUCACUCGGAAUCAGGUGACUCAUUUCUCUCUCUAUACUCCAUCUCCCAUUGUGGAUCGCUUUCCCAACAAUUAUCAGAAGCUUUAUUUUUCUUCGAAACCGAACUCCAUUGCAGAGCUUGUUUUGAUCAGAGAUUGGUCUGACAGGAUAGUGCGUGAGUUAGGAAAACGUUGCCAAUCUCUGACCCAUGAAUCUGUUAUCUACGUUUUGUGGCGAUUGGAUGAAAACCCAGAAAAAGCUUCGUUUUUUUUCAAUUGGGUCAGUGAGAAAGAAUGGUUUAGAGCAAGUUCGUCAGUGUAUAGCUUAAUUCUUAGAGUCUUAGCGAAUAAGGAGACGGUGAGACAAUUUUGGAUUACUCUAUGGAUGAUGAAGGAUAAAGGGUUUUAUCUUGAUAGAGAGACUUAUUUGGCAAUUUUAGCUGGUUUUAGAAGGGAGAAAAUGAAAAAGGAUUAUGUGGCUCUGACCCACUCCUAUAAUCGGAUGAUUCAGGAAAAUGCAAUGGAAAGUGUUGUCACCAAGGUGGUUGGUAUUAUUUCAGGGUCUGAAUGGGGUAAUGAGGUUACCAAUGAACUAGCAAAGCUUAAAAUUCAACUGUCGGAUAACUUUGUAAUAAGAGUUUUGAAAGAGCUUAGAAAUUGUCCUUUAAAGGCUUACAAGUUCUUUCAUUGGGUUGGGGAGCAAUCUGGUUAUGAGCAUAAUACAGUGACUUACAAUGCUAUUACAAGAGUUCUUGCCAGGACUGACUCAAUUGAAGAGUUUUGGCGUAUUAUCGAGGAGAUGAAGUGUGUGGAUCAUGAAUUGGACAUUGAUACUUACAUAAAAAUAUCAAGGAAGCUUCAGAGGGAUAAGAUGAUGGAGGAUGCUGUCAAGCUUUAUGAGCUUAUGAUGGAUGGUUCGUACCAGCCGUCAGUUCAGGAUUGCAGUGACCUUUUACAGAGCAUCUCUGCGAAUGAUAUGUCAAAUUUGGAUUUAGUUUUCAGGGUAGCCAAGAAAUAUGAGUCCAUAGAGCAUACUCUCCCCAAGGCAAUCUACGAUGGAAUCCAUAGGGCUUUGACAGGUGCUGGGAAAUUUGAUGAAGCUGAAAAUAUUGUUAAGACUAUGAGAAAUGCUGGCUAUGUGCCUGAUAACAUCACCUACAGUCAAGUGGUUUUUGGACUUUGUAAGAUGAGGAGGCUUGAAGAAGCAUGUAAGGUGCUGGAGGGAAUGGAAUCUUGUGGAUGCAUCCCUGAUAUCAAGACUUGGACCAUCUUGAUCCAAGGGCACUGUGCUGCCAAUGAAAUAGAUAAGGCAUUACUUUGUUUUGGUAAGAUGAUUGAAAAGGGCUAUAGUGCAGAUGCUGCUGUGUUUGGCGCUCUGGUUGACGGUUUUCUUAAUCAAAAGAGAAUAGAUGAUGCAUACAAGUUGCUUGUAGAGAUUGUUACCAUGCGCAGUACAUCUCCGUGGCAUGGUACGUAUAAGAAACUGAUUGAAAACCUAUUAGGAAUCGGGAAAUUUGAGGAGGCACUUAACCUUCUUUGUUUGAUGAGGAAACACAAGUAUCCUCCAUUCACCGAACCCGUUGUGCAGUAUAUUUCAAAGUAUGGGACCGUAGAGGAUGCAGUAAAAUUCCUGAAGGCAUGGAGUAAGGGAAGUCCCCGGUCCCAUUCAGCCUACCUUCAUGUUUUUGAAUCAUUCUUCCGAGAAGGUAGACUCUCUGAAGCCAAAGAUCUAUGGUGCAAGUGUCGCCGCCAUAUAAGUAAACGUAAACAAAUCCGUGAACUUUUUGGUUCAGUAGAGAAUCGUAUGACUGCUACUUGAUACUGAGAAUUUUACCCCGCUGAUAUGCAUCUCAUCUUUCUUCAAAUAACUACAAUUAUGCAAGUGAAGAUUGGUUCCACUGGUAGGAUUGAACUAGUAAAAGUCAAAGGUCUUGGAUUCUGUUAGAAAGUAUGUAAAUAUUGUAAAAGAGCUAGUAAUUACAAGAAUAUCAAAUAUCCUAAUUAACGUAAUUGCAGGAUAUUAUCA
Messenger RNA from Gastrolobium bilobum, 2091 nucleotides. RefSeq names its product pentatricopeptide repeat-containing protein At3g48250, chloroplastic-like. Gene Ontology annotation, molecular function: protein binding. The record is from RefSeq and is a predicted model, not a curated record. The transcript has a single exon. NCBI's taxonomy places the organism in Eukaryota, Viridiplantae, Streptophyta, Magnoliopsida, Fabales, Fabaceae. Gene Ontology annotation, biological process: RNA splicing. Bases 1 to 1884 code for a protein of 627 amino acids.